AUGGCGACUUACGUGAGCGAGUUGGAGGCGGCCAAGAAGAACCUGAGCGAGGCGCUGGGCGAGAAUGUGAAGCAAUACUGGGCUAAUUUGAAGCUGUGGUUUAAGCAAAAGAUCAGCAAAGAAGAGUUUGACCUGGAAGCUCGAAGGCUCCUCACACAAGACAAUGUCCAUUCGCACAAUGAUUUCCUUUUGGCUAUACUCACACGAUGCCAGAUCUUGGUUUCCGCACCUGAGGGUGCUGGCUCUCUGCCAUGGACAGGAGGUUCUGCAACAAAACCUGGCAAGCCCAAAGGGAAGAAAAAAUUUUCUUCCGCUCGACAGAAGUUUGAUCACCGGUUCCAGCCACAGAAUCCAUUAUCAGGAGCCCCACAGUUUAUGGCCAAGGACCCCCAAGAAGACGAUGACUUGAAGCUGUGUUCACAUACCAUGAUGCUUCCCACUUGGGGCCAGCUGGAGGGAAGGAUGAUCGUCACUGCUUUUGAGCAUGGCCUGGAUAAUGUCACCGAAGAGGCCGUGACGGUCAUUGUCUAUGCCGUGGAGAAGCAUCUCAAGGAUAUCCUUGCGUCAGUAAUAUCCAGGAGGAAGGCCUACCGCCUGAAGGAUGGUCACUUCAGAUACGCCUUUGGAAGCAACGUCAAUCCGCAGCCUUACCUGAAGAACAGUGUUGUCGCUUACAACAAUUUAAUGGAAUGCCCGCCAACCUGCUUGGCACCCCCUCCUGGUCAGAACCUGGCUUCCCACCCUCCUCCUGACGAUGCUGAGCAGCAGGCUGCCCUCCUGCUAGCCUGUUCUGGGGAUACUGCGCCAGCAUCUCUGCCGCCUGUGAAUAUGUAUGACCUCUUUGAGGCAUUGCAGAUCCACCGAGAAGUGAUCCCUGCUCACACCAUCUACUCUCUCAAUAUCGAAAGGAUCAUCUUGAAGCUGUGGCACCCGAACCACGAAGAGCUGCAGCAAGACAAAAUCCACCGGCAGCGCUUGGCGGCAAAGGAAGGGCUCUUGAUGUGCUGAGGUCCACAGCAGCGUUUCUUGGGCCUGCCUAGCCAGGUGUCUGGACUUUGCAUAGUUGUGCCAGCUUUUCCCAGUGGAAAUGUGGACGUCUUUCCUAUGGAAAUAUGUCUUGAGAUGCAGGAGGGUAUUGUG
Messenger RNA from Euleptes europaea (tarantolino), 1140 nucleotides. It is a transcript of the gene TADA1, whose product is annotated as transcriptional adaptor 1. The transcript has 8 exons. The coding region runs from base 1 to 1008 and encodes 335 amino acids. Gene Ontology annotation, molecular function: transcription coactivator activity. Gene Ontology annotation, biological process: regulation of transcription by RNA polymerase II. NCBI's taxonomy places the organism in Eukaryota, Metazoa, Chordata, Lepidosauria, Squamata, Sphaerodactylidae. The record is from RefSeq and is a predicted model, not a curated record. Gene Ontology annotation, cellular component: SAGA complex.